Molecule: messenger RNA, 2727 nt
Organism: Brettanomyces bruxellensis
Lineage: Eukaryota; Fungi; Ascomycota; Pichiomycetes; Pichiales; Pichiaceae
Exons: 1
Coding region: 1-2727 (908 amino acids)
Biological process (GO): peptidyl-threonine phosphorylation; peptidyl-serine phosphorylation
Molecular function (GO): protein serine/threonine kinase activity; ATP binding
Source: RefSeq, a predicted model, not a curated record
AUGGACAUUUCAAACGAUUUGAUGGAUACAGGAGUGUCUGAUAUCACGUCCAAAUUGUCAAGUUUUAACCUUGGUGAAGAUCCAAUGUCUACAACACAAAUAACUUCCGUCAGACUAGAUAAUGACCCAAGUUUAAGGACUCCACUUUCCAUUCUUCCGAAUUAUCUGUCACAGAUGAACACACCGGCAUCAGAAAUUUCUGCAAAGCCUAACUUUAUGGGCAAUGAGCCCAGCAAUGCAAGUUUGGACGAUUCUCGUUACUCAAUACACAAAACAGAGAUAUACGACCAUCCAGAGAGUUUUCUUCAUCAGCAAGUAAAUACCCAUUCUUAUCAUCAUCAUCACAGAAGAAAAUCAACACACACACCCGCAACUCCGUUGGAAGAUCGUCUCAAGUCUCUAAAUCUACACCCAACUGCCGAUUUCCCGUCACGAAUUCCGAAAAUGUCACCUUCGGUAUCCAGUACAUCUUCAUUUUGCGAUGAGGAUGAGGAGAACACACCUUCCAGGAUGUACGCCUCGUUUCAAAAUCUAAACAUGAAGCUGUCCGAAACGCUUUCUCCAGAAACUCCGGUUUCUAGACUCCCGAUACCGAAAUUUCGAGGUAAGCUGCACAAACUAAGCAAUGAGCGAUUGGAUAGCAGCAAUCUGUCGAGCCGACGAAAGAAGUAUUACUCGAUGGGGGAUUUCCUGAUGCCGCCCAGCCGAGAAAAGCACCAAUCGCAGAAAUUGGGCUCUCCGUUUAAACCUAAGGCAAUUGAAGAAGUAGGAUCUGCGAGAAGUGGAAACACGUCAGUCCAGCCAAAUAUCCAACAUUCUACCCCCAGACAAGUGGUUCAGCAGUACUCCCAGACACAGCCCAAUAAGGCAAAGCCUGCCAGACCCUCUUUCCACUACAUGUUCGGUCGGAAAGAGUGCAACUCAAACAAAAACACUCCUUCUCGCAUUAUGAGAAGCACGAGGUUCGAUCCGUCUUUUGAAACACCAAGCAGGCAGCCUACACACCCUAGAAAUGAUACCAGAAAGGCAAAAAAGCACAUGUCACUGCCUGCUUUUGAUGGUGGAGUGAAUGUUGAGCAGGGAAUGCUGCAUUUCAGCCCGGCAAACGAGCAACACCAACAUCUAAGAAGGAUGAAACGAAGUUCAAUAGAGAGAACCAGGGAGAAACGUCUUGCUGCAAUCAAGGAAACGGGUGAAAUGCUCUCGUUAUCUUCUCCAGACCACUGCUCAUCCAAAAGUAUGCUUCCGCGUUUCAGUCUUCCACAUAGAGGAAACGUGAGAAGAAGAUCUUUGGGUGGGAUGAAGUCACCAUCCAAGUCUCCGGCCAGAAAACAGCUCAACCACUGGAAUGGAAGAGUUUCGACAGACAGUGAGCUCAGACUUCUGUUGAAAGAGGACAAAAAAUUGGGCUCUCUCUAUCAGAUUUAUGGCAAGAGCUUGAACCGCGACUCUGCACCAGAAAUGGGCCUUGAUGUGAAGAGUUUGGCGGUCAGAAAGCCCGCACUGUACGGCAAGCUCAAUGUGUAUGAAAGAGGGGAGAUCAUCAACCAGCAGACGGUUUACUUUUUGGGUUUGGACAGAAACCAAAAGCCAAAAGUGGAUGGCCAGAGCUUCAAGACCAACUUUGGAUUUGAUGGCCCAGACAACAACUACAAGUGCACUGUGGGCGACCACAUCCAGUUUAGGUACGAGAUCCAGCACAUUCUGGGAAAGGGAACAUUUGGAGAAGUUAUUUCGGUGUAUGAUCACAAGACUGGGGGUGUUUAUGCUCUGAAGAUCGUGACCAAUCAGAUGGAGUGGACUUUGCAGGCUGUGAACGAGGUUAAGUACAUGAAGAUGGUGAGCGAAAAGAAGGAAAGUCGAAACGUCUUGCAGUACUUGGACCAUUUCCAUUUCAGAUCACACAUGUGCAUUUUGACCGAGCUUCUCUCUGUUAAUCUCUUCCAGGUGAUCGAGGCAACAAAGUUUAAGGGCCUAGGAAUGUCCCUAGUGCGGUCUUUUUCUGCAGAUAUCCUCCAUGGCCUCCAUUAUAUCCAUUCGGCCGGAAUUGUGCAUUGUGACAUGAAGCCCGAGAACCUCAUGCUAGCGUAUGAUAAUGCAAAAUCAAGAUUCAUCGUGAAAAUCAUCGACUUUGGCUCUUCUUGCAAAAACGGCCAGCCCGUGUUCUCCUACCUUCAAUCUCGAUACUACCGUGCACCGGAGAUCUGUCUCGGUGCCAGGUACGAUGAGAAAAUCGACAUUUGGUCUUUUGGUGCGAUAGUUGUGGAACUAUUUGCAGGAAUGCCGAUUUUCCAGGUUCAGGACGAAUACGGAUUACUCAACGAGUUUUUGAGCUAUUUCGGCCCUCCAUCCAGAAACUACAUCAUGCAUCUGAGGGAGGAGAUGCUGCAGAAAGGCCCCAUAACCAGUUAUAACGAUUCUCGCUCCACAAAAGCAGACAGCAUCAAUUACAAUACCCUUCUUUGGACUGCCUUUAACAGUGAAGGCUUUAUCAAUCUCCACCAUCUCAUCGAAAAAAGCCCAAUGCACAAAUUUAGGGCUUCUACAAAGACUGUUGUGCAGUUCUUAAUGAGGCAUUCGGGCUUGAACCGCUUUGAUACUCGGCAAUUGGUCGAAGUCCGUGAACUUGCCGAUUUUGUACAAUUAUGUUUUUCCUGGAAUAGGGAUUUCCGGGCAGACUGUUCACACCUUCUCAAGCACUGCUUUUUGUCCUCUGUGCGGGUCUAG